Messenger RNA from Suncus etruscus (white-toothed pygmy shrew), 12483 nucleotides. RefSeq names its product cadherin EGF LAG seven-pass G-type receptor 3 (gene CELSR3). Gene Ontology annotation, cellular component: plasma membrane. NCBI's taxonomy places the organism in Eukaryota, Metazoa, Chordata, Mammalia, Eulipotyphla, Soricidae. Gene Ontology annotation, molecular function: calcium ion binding; G protein-coupled receptor activity. Gene Ontology annotation, biological process: homophilic cell-cell adhesion; G protein-coupled receptor signaling pathway; cell surface receptor signaling pathway. The record is from RefSeq and is a predicted model, not a curated record.
AUGGCGAGGCGGCCGCCGCCGUGCCGGGGCCCCCGGGGCCCGAGGCUCCCGGGGCCGCUGCUCCUGCUCCUGCUCCUCUCUUUGUUCCCCCGGAGCCGGGGGGAGCCGAGGGGCGGCGGGGGUCCGGGUUGGCACCCGGGGGUCGCCGCUGCCGCCGCCGCCGCCGCUGCCGCUCCGGGUCCGGGAGCGCGGGGCCCCGAUCGCGGCUCAGCCCUUUGUCCCGACCUCCUCGGGGUCCGGGAGGAUGGAGAACCGGGGCUGCGCGUCCGAGAUCCUGCUCCCGGGGGGCUCCGGCGCGAGGACCAAGGUCCCCGAGGCGAUCGAGGGCCCUCUGAUGAGCCUCCGGAAGCGAGAGCCCCGCCAGAACCCGGGUCCGAGGCUCUAGGCAGUCGCCCGACAGAGGGAGGACGCGGAUCGGGGUCUCUGCCGUGCCGGCGUCCCGAGAUCUCCUUCUGCGGGCGGCCCGGACACUCGCCAAGAGGGACCGAGUCGCCCCCCCGAGGCUCUGUUCCCGCAGGCGCCAGCAUCGGAGAUCAACUCGGCCUCCUCUGCGGGCCUUCUGGCUCGGACCCGGGGUGCCAACAAGGCCUGGUCCUCCCCGGGACUGCUGGCCGAGGAGGCUCCUUGCAAAAAGUGGGGACCACGCGGCGCUGUGAGGACGCGUGGCCGGCAGGGACUAAGGCCCAGGCAGAGAGGAUGGGGACAUCCCAAAUGGAGAGGACAAGGACGCUUGCCCGGCCCGAAUGCGCUUUCCCCGGGCCCGGAGAUGAUUCAGCACCACGCAGGGCGAGGACAGCUCCCGGGCCGGGUUCAGCACCCCGCAAGUCCCGGACAGUUCCCGAGCCUGUGCCCGAGCUGGCUCGCUGCUGUCAUUUGCUCCAGGAGCAAGGCCCAUCGCCAAUGCGCGCUGCUUCUUCAUCUCCGGCUCCUGCUACAGCUCCAGGGGCAACUCUGGUUUUGCUGCAACAUCCUCAUCCUCUUCGGAGACUGUCCCGAGACAGCCGGGUCCGUGCCCGUCGUGCCACCAACCGCCACCCUCAGUUCUCCCAGUACAACUACCAGGUCCUGGUACCCGAGAACCAGGCGGCGGGCACCUCGGUGCUGCGCGUCGUGGCGCAGGACCCGGACACGGGCGAGGCCGGGCGCCUCGUGUACUCCCUGGCCGCCCUCAUGAACAGCCGCUCCUUGGAACUCUUCAGCAUCGACCCCCAGAGCGGCCUCAUUCGCACCCAAGCCUCCCUGGACCGCGAGAGCAUCGAGCGCCACUACCUGCGCGUCACGGCGCAUGACCACGGCUCUCCACGCCUCUCCGCCACCACCAUGGUGGCCGUGACCGUGGCGGAUCGCAACGACCAUGCACCCGUCUUCGAGCAGGCCCAGUACCGGGAGACCCUCCGGGAGAACGUCGAGGAAGGCUACCCCAUCCUCCAGCUGCGUGCCACCGAUGGCGACGCACCCCCCAAUGCCAACUUGCGUUACCGCUUUGUGGGGCCCCAAGCCGGGCGCAGCGCCCACGCCGCCUUCGAAAUCGACCCACGCUCCGGCCUCAUCAGUACCAGCGGCCGCGUGGACCGGGAGCACAAGGAGAGCUACGAGCUGGUGGUGGAGGCCAGCGACCAGGGCCUGGAGCCCGGGCCACGCUCGGCCACCGUGCGGGUGCAUAUCACCGUGCUGGAUGAGAAUGACAACACGCCUCAGUUCAGCGAGAAACGCUACGUGGCCCAAGUGCGGGAGGACGUGCGGCCUCACACGGUGGUGCUGACCGUCACCGCCACCGACCUGGACAAGGAUGCCAACGGGCUGGUCCACUACAACAUCAUCAGCGGGAACAGCCGUGGCCACUUUACCAUCGACAGCCUCACCGGGGAGAUCCAGGUGGUGGCACCCCUGGACUUCGAGGCCGAGCGAGAGUACGCCUUGCGCAUCCGGGCUCAGGACGCAGGCCGGCCACCGCUGUCCAACAACACGGGCCUGGCCAGCAUCCAGGUGGUGGACAUCAAUGACCACGCGCCUAUCUUUGUCAGCACACCCUUCCAGGUUUCCGUCCUGGAGAAUGCCCCUCUGGGACACUCCGUGAUCCACAUCCAAGCAGUGGACGCAGACCACGGGGAGAAUGCCAGGUUGGAGUACUCUCUGACUGGGGUGGCACCGGAUACACCCUUUGUGAUCAACAGCGCCACCGGUUGGGUCUCUGUGAGUGGCCCCCUGGACCGUGAAUCUGUGGAACACUACUACUUUGGCGUGGAGGCGAGGGACCACGGCUCCCCCCCACUCUCAGCCUCAGCUAGCGUCACGGUGACGGUUCUGGAUGUUAAUGACAAUCGACCCGAGUUCACGAUGAAGGAAUACCACCUCCGGCUGAACGAGGAUGCAGCUGUGGGCACCAGCGUGGUCAGCGUGACUGCGGUCGACCGCGAUGCCAACAGUGCCAUCAGCUACCAGAUCACAGGUGGCAACACUCGUAAUCGCUUCGCCAUCAGCACCCAGGGGGGUGUGGGUCUGGUAACACUGGCUCUGCCCCUGGACUACAAGCAGGAGCGCUACUUCAAGCUGGUGCUGACAGCGUCGGACCGUGCCCUUCAGGACCACUGCUACGUGCAUAUCAAUAUCACCGAUGCAAACACUCACCGGCCUGUCUUCCAAAGUGCCCACUACUCAGUCAGUGUGAAUGAGGACCAGCCGGUGGGCAGCACGGUGGUGGUCAUCAGUGCCUCUGACGAUGAUGUGGGGGAGAAUGCUCGGAUCACUUAUAUCCUUGAGGAUAAUCUGCCCCAGUUCCGCAUCGACGCAGAUUCAGGAGCCAUUACACUGCAGGCUCCGCUGGACUAUGAGGACCAGGUGACCUACACUCUGGCUAUCACAGCGAGGGACAACGGCAUCCCGCAGAAGUCAGAUACCACGUACGUGGAAAUAAUGGUCAACGACGUGAAUGAUAAUGCACCCCAGUUCGUGGCCUCUCACUACACUGGAUUGGUUUCUGAGGAUGCCCCGCCUUUUACCAGCGUCCUUCAGAUCUCGGCCACGGACCGUGACGCUCACGCCAAUGGCCGAGUCCAGUACACUUUCCAGAAUGGGGAAGAUGGGGAUGGAGAUUUUACCAUCGAGCCCACCUCCGGCAUUGUCCGCACGGUGAGGCGGCUGGAUCGUGAGGCAGUGCCAGUAUAUGAGCUGACGGCCUAUGCAGUAGAUCGGGGUGUGCCCCCCUUGCGGACUCCAGUUAGUAUCCAGGUGACCGUGCAGGAUGUGAACGACAAUGCCCCUAUCUUCCCGGCUGAGGAGUUUGAGGUGCGGGUGAAGGAGAAUAGCAUUGUGGGCUCUGUGGUGGCGCAGAUCACGGCAGUGGACCCCGAUGAAGGUCCCAACGCCCAUAUAAUGUACCAGAUUGUGGAGGGGAACAUCCCAGAGCUGUUCCAAAUGGAUAUCUUCUCUGGAGAGUUGACAGCGCUCAUUGACCUAGACUACGAGACUCGCCAAGAGUAUGUGAUUGUGGUACAAGCCACCUCUGCCACUCUGGUCAGUCGGGCCACUGUGCACGUCCGCCUGGUUGACCAGAAUGACAACAGUCCAGUGCUCAACAACUUCCAAAUCCUCUUCAACAAUUAUGUCUCCAACCGCUCCGACACCUUCCCCUCAGGCAUCAUUGGACGCAUCCCAGCCUAUGACCCUGAUGUCUCUGACCACCUCUUUUACUCCUUUGACCGGGGCAAUGAGCUGCAGCUGCUGGUGGUCAACCAGACCAGCGGGGAACUUCGACUCAGCCGCAAGCUUGACAACAACCGCCCACUGGUGGCUUCCAUGUUGGUGACUGUCUCAGACGGACUGCACAGCGUGACGGCCCAGUGUGUGCUGCGCGUGGUCAUCAUCACCGAGGAGCUGCUGGCCAACAGCCUGACGGUGCGCCUGGAGAACAUGUGGCAGGAGCGCUUCCUGUCGCCGCUGCUGGGCCACUUCUUGGAAGGGGUGGCCGCCGUGCUGGCCACCCCCGCUGAGGACGUCUUCAUCUUCAACAUCCAGAACGACACGGACGUGGGAGGCACCGUGCUGAACGUGAGCUUCUCGGCGCUGGCUCCGCGUGGGGCCGGGCCCAGUGCCACCGGGCCCUGGUUCAGCUCCGAGGAGCUCCAGGAGCAGCUGUACGUGCGCCGGGCCGCCCUGGCCGCCCGCUCGCUGCUGGACGUGCUGCCCUUCGACGACAACGUGUGCCUGCGGGAGCCCUGCGAGAACUACAUGAAGUGCGUGUCCGUGCUGCGCUUCGACUCCUCGGCGCCCUUCCUGGCCUCGGCCUCCACGCUCUUCAGACCCAUUCAGCCCAUCGCCGGCCUCCGCUGCCGCUGCCCGCCCGGCUUCACCGGCGACUUUUGUGAGAUCGAGCUGGACCUCUGCUACUCCAACCCGUGCCGGAACGGGGGUGCCUGCGCACGGCGCGAGGGGGGCUACACCUGUGUGUGUCGACCACGCUUCACCGGAGAAGACUGCGAGCUGGACACGGAGGCUGGACGCUGUGCGCCUGGCAUCUGCCGUAACGGGGGCACCUGUGCAGAUGGCCCCGACGGUGGCUUCCGCUGCCAGUGCCCAGCAGGUGGAGCCUUCGAAGGCCCACGCUGUGAGGUGGCAGCACGUUCCUUCCCGCCCAGUUCCUUCGUCAUGUUCCGUGGCCUGAGGCAGCGCUUCCACCUCACGCUGUCCCUCUCGUUCGCCACAGUGCAUUCAAGCGGGCUUCUCUUCUACAACGGGCGCCUGAAUGAGAAGCACGACUUCCUGGCCCUGGAGCUGGUGACUGGGCAGGUUCGCCUCACCUACUCCACAGGCGAGUCCAACACCGUAGUCAGCCCCACGGUUCCAGGGGGCCUGAGUGACGGACAGUGGCAUACAGUGCAUCUGAGAUACUACAACAAGCCCCGGACAGAUGCCCUAGGAAGUGUGCAGGGCCCCUCCAAGGACAAGGUGGCGGUGCUGAGCGUGGACGAUUGUGAUGUAGCUGUGGCUCUGCGAUUUGGUGCCGAGAUUGGCAACUACUCCUGUGCGGCCGCUGGCAUGCAAACGAGCUCCAAGAAGUCCCUGGACCUGACAGGCCCUCUGCUCCUGGGUGGUGUCCCCAACCUUCCCGAGAACUUCCCCGUGUCCCACAAGGACUUUGUUGGCUGCAUGCGGGACCUACACAUCGAUGGCCGCCGAGUGGACAUGGCGGCCUUUGUUGCGAACAACGGUACUACAGCAGGCUGCCAGGCCAAGCUGCACUUUUGCGACUCAAACCCGUGCAAGAACAAAGGCUUCUGCUCAGAGCGCUGGGGCGGCUUCAGCUGUGACUGCCCCGUGGGCUUCGGGGGCAAAGACUGUCGGCUCACCAUGGCCCAUCCCCACCACUUCCAUGGCAAUGGCUCACUCAGCUGGGACUUUGGAAAUGACAUCGUUAUAUCUGUGCCAUGGUACCUAGGCCUGGCAUUUCGGACACGGGCGACACAGGGCGUCCUGAUGCAAGUGCUGGCUGGGUCACAUAGCACGCUCCUCUGUCAGCUGAAUCGGGGGUUGCUAUCCGUGACAGUGACCAGGGGCUCAGGCCGCACUGCCCACCUCCUUCUGGACCAGGUGACUGUCAGUGAUGGCCGGUGGCAUGAUCUACGGCUGGAGUUGCAGGAGGAGCCAGGUGGCAGGCACAACCACCAUGUCCUCAUGGUUUCACUGGACUUUAGCCUCUUCCAGGACACCAUGGCAAUAGGGAAUGAGCUGCAGGGCCUGAAGGUAAAGCGACUCCAUGUGGGAGGCGUCCCCCCCAGCAAUGACGAGGUUCCUCAGGGUCUGGUUGGCUGUAUCCAGGGGGUAUGGCUCGGCUCCACGCCUUCCGGGUCCCCGGCCCUGCUUCCCCCCAGCCACCGAGUGAAUGUGGAACCUGGCUGUGCUGUGACCAACACCUGUGCAUCUGGGCCCUGCCCACCCCACGCUGACUGCCGAGACCUCUGGCAGACCUUCUCAUGCACCUGCUGGCCAGGUUACUAUGGCCCAGGCUGUGUGGAUGCCUGCCUUCUGAAUCCAUGUCAGAACCAGGGCUCCUGCCGGCACCUUCCGGGGGCACCCCAUGGCUAUACCUGUGACUGUGCAGAUGGCUAUUUCGGUCACCACUGUGAGCACAGGAUGGACCAACAGUGCCCCAGGGGCUGGUGGGGGAGUCCCAGCUGUGGUCCCUGCAACUGUGAUGUUCACAAAGGCUUUGACCCCAACUGCAACAAGACAAAUGGGCAGUGUCACUGUAAGGAGUUUCACUACCGACCCCGGGGCAGUGAUUCUUGCCUGCCAUGUGAUUGCUACCCCGUGGGCUCCACUUCGCGUUCGUGUGCACCCCACAGUGGGCAGUGCCCCUGCCGCCCUGGAGCUCUUGGUCGCCAGUGCAACAGUUGUGACAGUCCUUUUGCAGAGGUGACAGCCAGCGGCUGCCGGGUGCUUUAUAAUGCCUGCCCCAAGUCCCUGAGAUCUGGUGUGUGGUGGCCCCAAACCAAGUUUGGCAUCUUGGCCUCAGUGCCCUGUCCUCGGGGAGCCCUUGGUGCUGCCGUGCGGCUCUGUGAUGAGGACCGGGGGUGGCUGGAGCCUGAUCUGUUCAACUGUACUUCCCCCAUCUUUCGAGACCUCAAUCUGCUGCUGGAUGGCCUGGAGCUGAACAAGACAGCACUGGAUACUAUGGAGGCCAAGAAGCUGGCACAGAGGCUUCGGGAGGUGACUGGCCACACUGACCACUACUUCAGCCAAGAUAUCAGGGUCACAGCCCGCCUGCUGGCCCACCUGCUGGCCUUUGAGAGCCACCAGCAGGGCUUUGGGCUAACAGCCACUCAGGACGCCCACUUCAAUGAGAAUCUGCUGUGGGCUGGCUCCUCACUGCUUGCUCCAGAGACGGGGGCCUUGUGGGAAGCACUGGGACAGCGGGCACCUGGGGGUUCCCCCGGCAGUGCGGGGCUGGUACAGCAUCUUGAGGAAUAUGCCGCCACUCUUGCCAAGAACAUGGAGCUUACGUACCUGAACCCUGUGGGGCUGGUGACGCCAAAUAUCAUGCUCAGCAUUGAUCGUAUGGAGCAUCCCAACCCAACCCGAGGGACUCGGCGUUAUCCUCGUUAUCACAGCAACCUCUUCCGGGGCCAGGAUGCCUGGGACCCUCACACACACGUGCUGCUGCCUCCCCAAUCCCGCCAGCCAUUCUCUUCUCAAGUUCAGCCCACAAGCAGCAGUGGCCCAGAAAACAUCACCUCCAGUGCGACGCCCCCAGCCCCUCCAGAGCUGGAACUUGAACCUGGGCUCUCCAUCGUCAUCCUCCUAGUUUACCGAACCUUGGGGGGACUGCUUCCUGCCCAGUUCCAGGCUGAGCGCCGGGGUGCCAGGCUUCCUCAGAACCCAGUGAUGAACUCUCCGGUGGUCAGUGUGGCGGUGUUCCACGGACGCAACUUCCUGAGGGGGGUCCUGGAGUCCCCGAUCAGCCUGGAGUUCCGCCUACUGCAGACAGCCAAUCGAAGCAAGGCAAUCUGCGUGCAGUGGGACGCACCUGGCCCGGCAGACCAGCACGGCAUGUGGACAGCACGGGACUGCGAGCUGGUGCACAGGAACGGGUCCCACGCACGGUGUCGCUGCAGCCGGACAGGCACCUUUGGGGUCCUCAUGGAUGCUUCACCCCGAGAGCGGCUGGAGGGGGAUUUGGAGCUGCUGGCUGUAUUCACGCACGUCGUGGUGGCCGUGUCUGUGGCUGCUCUGUUGCUAACUGCAGCCAUCCUGCUGAGCCUGCGCAGCCUGAAGUCCAACACGCGCGGCAUCCAUGCGAAUGUGUCAGCUGCUUUGGGGGUGGCGGAGCUCCUCUUCCUGCUGGGAAUCCACAGGACCCACAACCAGCUGCUGUGCACUGCCGUGGCCAUCCUCCUGCACUACUUCUUCCUCAGCACCAUCGCGUGGCUUCUGGUACAGGGGCUGCACCUCUACCGCAUGCAGGUGGAGCCACGCAACGUGGACCGCGGUGCCAUGCGCUUCUACCACGCUCUGGGCUGGGGUGUCCCUGCUAUCUUGCUGGGCCUUGCUGUUGGCUUGGAUCCUGAGGGUUAUGGGAACCCUGACUUCUGCUGGAUCUCCAUUCAUGAUCCCCUUAUCUGGACCUUUGCAGGCCCUGUUGUCCUUGUUAUCAUGAUGAAUGGAACCAUGUUUCUCCUUGCUGCCCGCAUGUCCUGCUCUACGGGGCAAAGGGAAGCCAAGAAGACCUCUGUGCUAACCCUUCGCAGCUCCUUUCUGCUCCUUCUACUGGUCAGUGCCUCCUGGCUUUUUGGCCUCCUGGCAGUCAACCACAGCGUCCUGGCCUUCCACUACCUCCACGCCGGACUCUGUGGACUCCAGGGCCUGGCAGUACUGCUGCUCUUCUGUGUCCUGAAUGCCGAGGCCCGCGCCGCCUGGACCCCAGCCUGUCUGGGCAGGAAGGCAGUGCCUGAGGAAGCAAGGCCAGCGCCUGGGACGGGCCCUGCAGCAUAUAACAACACAGCCCUGUUUGAAGAGAGUGGGCUCAUCCGCAUCACCCUGGGUGCCUCCACCGUCUCCUCCGUGAGCAGUGCUCGCUCCGGCCGGAACCAGGACCAAGACAGCCAGCGGGGCCGCAGCUACCUCAGGGACAAUGUCCUGGCUCGACACGGUUCAGCUGCUGACCACACGGACCACAGCCUCCAGGCUCAUGCUGGCCCCACUGACCUGGAUGUGGCCAUGUUCCAUCGAGAUGCGGGUGCUGACUCCGACUCUGACAGUGAUCUGUCCUUGGAAGAGGAGCGGAGCCUGUCUAUCCCCUCCUCAGAAAGUGAGGACAAUGGCCGCAGCCGAGGGCGUUUCCAGCGUCCACUCCGCCGUGCUGCCCAGAGUGAGCGGCUCCUCGCCCACCCCAAAGAUGUGGAUGGCAACGAUCUCCUGUCCUACUGGCCAGCCCUGGGGGAGUGUGAGGCGACUCCCUGUGCAUUACAGACAUGGGGCUCAGAACGGCGCCUAGGACUAGAUGCCAGCAAGGAUGCGGCCAACAAUAACGCCCCUGACCUGGCCCUGACCAGUGGAGAUGAGACCUCACUGGGUCAGACUCAGCGCCAGAGGAAGGGCAUCCUGAAGAACCGACUGCAGUGCUCAAUGGUGCCACAGACCCGCGGAGUCCCUGAGUUGUCCUGGUGCCGAGCCGCCACCUUGGGCCACCGUGCUGUGCCUGCUGCCUCCUACGGGCGCAUCUGUGCUGGAGCGGGGACGGGCAGCCUUUCGCAGCCCGCCAGUCGCUAUUCCUCCCGGGAACAGCUGGACCUUCUUCUUCGGCGGCAGCUGAGUCGGGAGCGGUUGGAGGCUGCCACGGCCCCAAGCCUACGCCCUCUGAGUCGGCUAGGCUCUCAGGAACACCUGGACUCUGUGCCAGGCCACCUGGAGCCCAGGGACCGGGGCAGCACCCUCCCAAGAAGGCAGCCCCCCAGGGAGCACCCUGGCACUCUGGCCGGCCGCUUCGGGUCACGGGAUGCCCUGGACCGAAGUGCCCCCUGUGAGUGGCUGAGCACACUGCCCCCACCCCACAGAGCCCAGGAUCUGGACUCACAGCCCCCCGCUCUGCCCCUAUCUCCUCAGCGGCAACUUUCAAGGGACCCUCUUUUGCCAUCCCGGCCCCCAGACUCUCUGUGCAGGAGAUGGAACUCAGGGGAGCAACUAGACCUUGUGCCUAGCCAGCACCCCUCACGAGAAGGCCUCGGGCCACCCCCACCGCUGCUCAAGGUUAAGGAGGAUGCGGCGAGUGGCCCGAGCCACGGGCCCUCCACAGAGCAGCUGGACAUUCUCUCCUCUAUCCUCGCCUCUUUCAACUCCUCAGCUCUCUCCUCUUCUGUGCAGUCCCUGAGCACUCCCACUCCCUCGAGCCCUCACACCACGGCCACAGCCUCUGCGCUUGGGCACUCCACGCCUCGCUCUGCCACCUCCCACAGCAUCUCGGAGUUGUCGCCAGACUCAGAACAGAGGGACACACAGACCUUGCUGUCUCCCACUCAUGCAAUGGAGCUGAGGAGACGAGAUUACCAUGUGGAGCGGCCUCUGCUGAAUCAGGAAGAGCUUGAUGAAGUGGGGCAUUGGCACCCAGUAAAGAAAACCCUCCAGUGGAAAACCUGGUUCCAGUGCUCGCAGGCUCGAGCCCGAGCUCUUCUCUUCCGACGCCUCCCCAUUUUGACCUGGCUGCCCCGUUAUUCUUUGCGUGAAUGUCUCCCAGGAGACCUGCUGUCUGGUUUGAGUGUGGGCAUUAUGCAGCUGCCACAGGGUCUGGCCUAUGCUCUCCUGGCUGGCCUGCCCCCUGUGUAUGGCCUCUACAGCUCCUUCUACCCUGUCUUCAUCUACUUCCUAUUUGGCACGUCCCAACACAUCUCUGUGGGAACCUUUGCCGUCAUGUCGGUGAUGGUGGGCAGCCUGACAGAGUCCCUGGCUCCUGAGGACAGUGUCAACAAGACCAUCAGUGAAAAUGUGGAAAUGAAGCGGGUACAAAUAGCCUACACACUCAGCUUCCUAGUGGGCUGCUUUCAGCUUGUGCUGGGCUUGGUCCACUUUGGCUUCGUGGUCACCUACCUGUCCGAGCCUCUCGUCCGAGGUUAUACUACGGCAGCAGCCCUGCACGUCUUUGUCUCACAGCUCAAGUAUGUAUUCGGCAUCCAUCUGAGCAGCCAUUCUGGACCCUUGUCCCUCAUCUAUACAGUGAUCGAGGUCUUCCAGAAACUACCCCAGAGCGUGCCUGGCACCUUGAUCACCGCUGCUGUGUCGGGGCUGGUGCUCAUACUGGUGAAGCUGCUGAACAACUAUCUGAGUGGAAGGCUGCCUGUGCCCAUUCCUGGGGAGCUGCUCACGCUCAUCGGGGCCACAGGCAUCUCCUAUGGAUUUAACCUGACAGGCAGAUUUAAUGUGGACACUGUGGGCGAAAUACCUACAGGGCUGGUAGAGCCAGCGGUCCCCGAAGUCGAUUUAUUCAUGACGCUCAUGGGAAAUGCCUUCACCAUCGCUGUGGUGGGGUUUGCCAUUGCCAUCUCCCUGGGGAAGAUCUUCGCCCUGAAGCAUGGCUACCGUGUGGACAGCAACCAGGAGCUGGUGGCCCUAGGCCUCUCGAACCUCUUUGGAGGCAUCUUCCAAUGCUUCCCCAUCAGCUGUUCCAUGUCUCGGAGCCUGGUUCAGGAGAGCACCGGGGGCAACACACAGAUUGCUGGAGCCGUGUCCUCUCUCUUCAUCCUCAUUAUCAUUCUCCAACUUGGGAAACUCUUCCGUGAUCUACCCAAGGCUGUGCUGGCAGCUGCCAUCAUCGUGAACCUGAAGGGUAUGUGGCUGCAGUUCAGGGACAUCUGCUUGCUUUGGAAGACGAACCGAGUGGACCUGAUGAUCUGGGUGGUGACCUUUGUCGCCACCACCUUGCUGAACUUGGACCUCGGGCUGGCAGUGGCUGUCGUCUUCGCCUUAAUGCUCAUGGUGGUCCGCACACAGUUGCCUCACUACUCUGUCCUGGGGAAGGUGGCGGACACGGAUAUUUACAGAGACACAAUUGAGUACUCAGAGGCCAAGGAGGUCCCAGGUGUGAAGAUUUUCCGCUCCUCCGUCACCAUGUACUUCGCCAAUGCUGAGCUCUAUUGUGAUGCUCUGAAGAAGAGGUGCGGUGUGGAUGUCGACCACCUCAUCUACCGGAAGAAGAAGCUGCUCAAGAAGGAGAAGCGGAAGCUGAAACAACUACAGAAGAAGCAGAAGCUGCAGAAGCAGGGCACUCCUGUUCCCAUUAAUACCAACACCGACAGUGAAGACAUUGAGCGCAACAGUGUGGAGAUUGCCAAGGCCCAGGAGAUGCACUCUGAGGUGGAAGACCCAAAGCCUUCGGAUCCAGUGGACUCAGAGGCUAGCAGUCCCAAAGCUAAGGAGGCUCUGGCUGUCUCUACCCUGAGGUCGCUGGGACUGCCUCAGCCAGGUUUCCACAGCCUCAUUCUGGACAUGAGCACCCUCUCCUUUGUGGACACUGUGUGCCUUAAGAGCCUAAAGAAUAUUAUCCGUGACUUCCGGGAGAUCGAGGUGGAGGUGUACUUGGCUGCCUGCCACUCUCCGGUGGUGGCCCAGCUGGAGGCUGGACACUUUUUUGAUGGCCUCAUCACGAAGAAGCACCUCUUUGCUUCUAUUCACGAUGCCGUCGUCUUUGCCCUCCAACACUCACCAGCCCAUUCUGCCACCCCAGUUAUGGCCACCAAAUUAUGACCGUGCUUCUGCCUGGCUGAGACUACUGCCUUCUGGAGGAUGGGAUGGGGCACCAGCGAGAGCCCCUCAGCCCUCGGCUGCCUCCAGAGAGUCACUGAGGAGUCCCCUCCUUACACAACUCAACUCAGGGAUGGAGGUGCUGGGACUUGAGUUUGGUGUCCUGGCCCAGGAAGGGCUGGAGCCAAGGCCAGCACUGUUCGAGACAGGGGCGGAUUCUGUAUUUUCAACCUCAGGAAUAAAGAUUUGUUUUUCGAA